Phyllopteryx taeniolatus (common seadragon) is the source of this 6599-nucleotide messenger RNA. RefSeq names its product FERM domain-containing protein 5. Lineage: Eukaryota; Metazoa; Chordata; Actinopteri; Syngnathiformes; Syngnathidae. The transcript has 15 exons. Gene Ontology annotation, molecular function: cytoskeletal protein binding. Gene Ontology annotation, cellular component: cytoskeleton. The record is from RefSeq and is a predicted model, not a curated record. Bases 1257 to 2720 code for a protein of 487 amino acids.
GCGUUUAAAAUGUAUUUAAGUUCAAUAUCAUACUUUACUCACCCCCACUCUUUCCGUGUCCCGUGCCAUGCUUACUAGCAUGAUCGCCAGCGUUGUAAAGAGCGUGUUGGUUCAGCUGCCACGCUGUUGCUAUGCUUCAUGGCAUGAAUGAGUAAAAUGUGUGACAGUGGUGAGUUUCAUGAGGGGCAACCUCAGCAGAACGUCAUUUGCAUUAAGCAGCAUCGCGAUUGGCUGAACCUGUGGCACAUGGUGAGUUGCAAUUAAGGAUUACAUCAGUGUUGCGUCUAGCCAAGAAGCUCAGACACGCAGUCCUCGACAAACUUUUUUGGCAAUGGGUUACAGUAUGUGGGGUCAGCUGCUUGCAUGUAUUUUUGAUAAACAGAGCUUUUUGCAGGUUGCCAAAUUUGGCCCAUAAUCCUCGCCAUUGUGUUUGUGUGCUACUGUAUCCAGUGAUGCCGGUAACGCCUUACUCCAAAACGGUGACGCCUUACUCCAAAACGGUGACGUCAUAAAUAAAUAACGCGUUACUUCAUAUAUUAUAGUAGUCAGAUUACAGUUACUUUGAUUGAGUUGUCAAUAGUUACUUUUUUGUUUACGAGAACCAGAUCUUAAUAUGCUCUUGAUAUUAAAAUUUGCUAUUUAUGCUGAGGCCACAGAUAGUGAUCAUUAGCAAACUACAGUGGUUGGGAACAUGAGGCAAGUCAGUAACCAAGACACUUGAUUCAGUCAUGGUCCACGUCAUAAGUGUUUUAGUAAUGGCUUAUAAAACAGACGAACCACACUAUAUUCUUAACUAUCCAUAACUCAAAUGCACACAACGACGAACUACAAUAUCGAAAAAAGGCGAAAUAUUUAUAAACGGAGCCGUCUGGGGUAAUGACGUCACCUGACGUGUUUCACGUUUUCCGGACAUAGUCAACUCACGUGUACCCAAGCAGCCAGCGGCGCAAACACAAUGGACGGUGACGAGGGAUUGGCAUACUUAAACUGGAAAUACAGUCACUACUUCGAGUUUCUCUAAAGAGUACAAUACUAAGCUCCUGUGGCAGGCUGCACUUCCUCUUUGGUGUCGUCUUCUCUUCCUCCAUGCUCCAUAGACCGCAGCCACUCCGCCGCGAGAUGCUAAAGGACAGUAUCUGUUUGACCUCAUCUGCCACCACCUCAACUUGCUGGAGAAAGAUUAUUUUGGCAUCAGAUAUGUAGACCCCGACAAGCAGCGGCACUGGUUGGAGUUAACAAGGUCUAUUGCUAAGCAAAUGAAAUCUCAGCCUCCAUUCACCAUGUGUCUGCGUGUCAAGUUCUACCCUCCUGAUCCAGCUGCUCUCAAGGAGGAAAUUACUCGAUAUCUCGUCUUCCUGCAAAUCAAAAGGGACCUUUACCACGGCCGCCUCCUGUGCAAAACCUCGGACGCCGCUUUGCUGGCUGCCUACAUCCUUCAAGCUGAGAUCGGGAAUUACGACCCUGGGAAGCAUCCUGAAGGUUACAGCUCGAAAUUCCAGUUCUUCCCCAAACACUCAGAGAAACUGGAGCGGCGGAUCGCAGACAUACACAAGACAGAACUGAUUGGACAGGCACCUGAAACCUCCGAGCGAAAUUUCCUGCAGAAAGCCCAGAUGCUGGAGACAUAUGGUGUUGAUCCACAUCCAUGCAAGGACGUGUCAGGAAACCCGGCUUUCCUUGCCUUCACGCCCUUUGGUUUUGUGGUCCUGCAGGGAAACAAGAGAGUGCAUUUCCUCAAAUGGAAUGAGGUGACCAAGCUCAAGUUCGAGGGCAAGACGUUCCACGUUUAUGCAAACCACAAGGAGGAAACAAAGAUCAUCCUGACAUACUUUGCACCCACACCGGAGGCAUGCAAGCACCUUUGGAAGUGUGGCGUGGAGAACCAAGCUUUCUAUAAGCUCGAGAAGUCAAGUCAGGUCCGGACGGUGUCCAGCAGCAAUUUGUUCUUUAAGGGCAGCCGCUUCCGUUACAGUGGGCGCGUGGCAAAAGAGGUGAUGGAGCAGAGUGCCAAAAUCAAACGAGAGCCUCCAGAAAUACACAGGGCUGGCCUGGUUCCCAGCAGGAGCUGUCCAUCUAUCACCCACGGGCCACGGCUCACAAGCGUUCCUCGCACACGGCGGAGAGCUGUGCACAUAUCAAUCAUGGAGGGCCUGGAGUCGCUCCGUGACAGCGCCCACUCCACCCCGGUGCGUUCGGUGUCCCACGGCGAGGCGUUCAUCUCGCGUUCGCGCAGCCAGGCCACGGAGGCCAGCGAGGGGACGGCGGUGAUUUCGGACGAGGCGUACAGCCCCUCAGACAGCGUCCUGCCGACGCCGGUGGCCGAGCACGGCGCGGAGCUGCCUGCCGCCCUGCGCCAAAUUAACGGUGCGCCGUGCAGCAUCGAGGAGGAGAAGGAGUCGGAGGCAGGGACCCCCAUGCGAGGGGGCGGGGGGGACUUUGGACGAGCACAAGAGGGCGACGCAGGGGCCCUCAGCGAGGUGGAACAGGUGAAUAAGUUCGUGUUGAGUGUCCUGCGUUUGCUCCUCGUCACCAUCGGGCUCCUCUUUGUCUUGCUCGUCCUCCUCAUCAUCCUCACCGAGUCCGACCUCGACGUGACGUUUUUACGUGACAUCCGCCGGACCCCCGAAUUCGAGCAGUUCCAUUACGAAUACUUUUGUCCCCUCAGGCGGUGGUUUGCCUGCAAGCUCCGCUGGGUGGGCGGGUUGCUCGUUAGCAAGUGAGGCGCUCGCGUUGGUAAAAAGGCCGCUCGGUGGGGGUCCGAGGAGACGCGAUGGAGGUGGCGCCCACGGGACUCGUCCUCCUCCCGCAGACAUGCAGCUUGGACCGCCCUGGCGACCCUGGGCCAGCUUCUCUCUCCCCCUCUCACACUUUGAGUUGUUACACCCAGCCCAACCUCACUUUCGCUUUUGUUCUCUCCUUUUUUCAUAUACCAAUCAUCCUUAACCCCCUUUUUUUGCCUUUUGUAAAAAACCAAAAUUCUGAGAACUUUCAGAGGGAUGAGCAUUGCCUUUAUGUGUUAUUUAUUAUUUUAAAGGUGCAUUUGCAUCAGACAAGGGGGAGAAAUGAGCACUACUAAAGGAUGCGUCAAACAGAAGUGAGUUAGCGGGGUACACUGAUACCCAUUUUUAUCAUCUUAACCGAUUUUUUAAAUGUGAGUUGCCUCUCACAGUGAGUUCUUACUGCUCUUUUUGGGGGAUUGAAUAUCAAAGUAUUGUUUUGGGGCCAUCUUUGUGCCAAGAAGUGAAGUAAGGGGAGGAGCUGCAUUUAGACAGGCCAUAGCUCUAUAUAAUAGAAAAGUAGCAUCUAUAGGCAAUUGUAAACCUUUUGGGGGCGGGGCGAGUCAGUUAAUUAUUCUCGCUGUUCCUGGCAGGCAAGGUAACAUGACAAGCAUAGCACGCCACACACACAACGAUAAUUUUACCAGCAAUCGUGAAACUCCACCCCCAAACCAAAUAUCUGUUGUAAUACCAACACUGAGAAGGAAGACAGCAAUCAAAACAAACGCAACCAAUUGCUCCCCUAUUUGUGUCCUGCAACAGCGUUAGCGUCAGCUAGCUUCCUAAUUGGCUAUCCAUUCCGGUUCGCGUCAAAAUGACGGAUUCAGUGGCUCGGCCCAACUCGCCGUUGACCACGCACCUAAGGAUUUGCAAUCGUAAAUAUUGAACUUCAAUAUCUUUCCGAUUUUCAGUCUAGAGUGUUUUGCGAGCAAGUCGGGGAGGAGAAUUCACUCUUGGCACACCCCACACCACAGGAUAAUAUUUUUGAGAUCCGAUAAUCGAGCCUUUGCUGACUUUGAUCACAAAGAAGGGAAAAUGUUCCAACUGCGUUCUACUGUCAUAUGCGUCUGCCCCGCUUUAGGUGGAGUAGACAGAGACAGGGACAUACUGUAUAGUAUAUGAUGUCGAAUAUAAAGUCACAGAAGGUUGAAGCUAAAUGAAGGUUCACGUGAAGGAGAGGAAUGCCUCGGUUUUGGUUUUUUUUUCGAAGAUGUGAAAAGAUGAUUAUUGCUGGUUUGAAUGAUUGUUUAAGAGGACACUUUAAUAGACAUAAAAGAUCUAAUUUUAGUAUUAUAAACAGCUAUGGCGAACAGAGUCACGUGACCUCGUAGAGUUAAGAGCAACGAAUAGAUAAUAGCCUAGAUAUGCAGUACAGAUGUAGAUGUGCAAUGCCCAUAAAGUACUUGUUGAAUGUGUUCCUUGGUUUCGCGCAUUCAUUUUCAUGACCUUGAGAUUCAAUGAAUUUCAAUUAUUUCUUAAGAUGAAGAUUUAUUUUGGUUUAAAGAUCAACCUUUAGGUUUAUGUAUCAUAUUCCUAGUAGAACAUAAGAUGAUGUACUUUUUUUGUACAAAAUGAGUUUGUUUCCUAAUAUAUUGACAGCGCCGAUGUAUAUUUUAACAGGACUCAAAUGUUAUUUUGUUAUUGAAGAUGAAAUUAUACUUUUUGUAGCGCCGUGGUUCAAGGGGCGACAGGAGCAUUGGCGGAGAAACAAAUGUGUAUGUUUCAAAUACACUUGUAAUGCCAAAAUACAUGAAUACCUUUCAUACAACCUUUUAAAACCAGAAGUUGUAAAAAAGAAUAAUACUAACUGACAGAUGUUAAAAUAAACAUUUUUCACAAUGUUAUAAAUUAGGUGCAUUAGAGGCAUGAUUCACAUUGUGAAAAAUGAAUAUAAAUAUAAAAUGUGCAUUGUACAUUUUUGACAUUUUAUAGUUUUAACUCAUGACUGCUUUUAGAACAUAUGGAGCAAAUAAUACAAACUCAACACAGUGGGGUCCAAUCAAUCGACUGUACAUUGUGCAAUGUUCUUCUCUAAAUUAUCCUGUGUAAGAAACCAGUAAUGCUAAUACAAUAUACAGUACAUGAACAGUGGAACCUCCAAAGUCGAGAACAAUGAGACUUUUUUUUUUUUUUUUUUUUUUUUUUUAAAUAGGAUAAUGAAAAUGAAAAAAAUGAAAAUCGGUUCCAGUUUCAUCAAACCCUCAUCAACUUGACAUUGGCAACUCUUAUACAAGUGUAAAGAAAAAAAAUGCUGCCUUUUCUGCAGCAUCAUCGAACUAUAUAAAACUAGAGAUGUACAUUGCGUUUAAGGAAGCGUUCAAGAGGACGACUUGCUGAUACCGCACGUUGAAACUUACUGUCAUACAAGUGGAAAAGGAACUUCAUUUUUCAUUGGAAAAUGGUUGAGGUGCUUUGAGAUACGAGUUGAAUUCAUUUCGUGACCAUGCCUGUAAAUCAAAACAAUCAUAUUUUAAGUCAUAUUUACCCAUUGAGAUGAAUGAAAAUGCCAUUGAUCCAUUCCAGCAUCCCCCAAAACAACAAGAAUUCCUGUAAUUUGUUUUUGAAUCAGGAGGAUAACCCACUAAAAUAUUGUCAUUUUUAUAUAUAAAAAAAACACCUAGCAAUAACAUAAUUGAAUGGCAUGUAAAUAAUUAAACUGCCAACAUCAUGAAUAAUUCAUUGCAGCAUCUCUGGUGAAUGUACCUUGGCCACCAGGGGCAGUAUAAUGCCGUCAUGCAGACAAACGAAGAAGAGAUUUACUCAACUACUGAGUGAGUCAAGUGAGUCAGUAAUCUGCAGUAAUAUUAGUCUUUUUUUUUUUUUUUUUACAGGGGAUAAAGAAUAUAUUCCUGUUAGUAUAGUGAAAUUGUUUGGCUACAUAUGUUGCUGCACAGUUUGUGCUCAAAUAUCUUGCUUAAAGCAUUAUAACGCCGCCACAUAGGUGCUAUUUAGUAGCCCAUCUAUGGCGUUUCCUAUUAUGCAUUACCAUUAAGCUUGCGGACUUUAAUGGUAAAGUUAUGGGGUUGUUUUAAAUAUGCAAAGUGUAAUUCGUUUUGUUUGUUUAAUUUGACAACAAACAAAACAACAGCUUGUAGCCUCUUUUUGGAAGAAUUGUUUACCAUCUGCCAAAUUGCUGCUUGUUGUGAAGUGCGUUCAAUUGAGUUGGCCGAAUGGCAACUCGUAUCUUGAAUACUUGUAAGUCGGGUCACUCCUAUCUCUCGACGUCACUGUAUGUGCAGUAAGUGCACCCAUCAGGGAAGGUGCUGCUACGCAGUUAUUUCCAUUCCAGACUGUAUUAAAUAACAAAGCUUGACUUGGCAGAAAUGAACAAUAAAAAAAAUAAAGAAAUACAUUUCAGCUUAUUUUUAGGAUAUUUUUGUCAUAAAUAAUGCAACCAAUAUUAUAGGACUCUUGAUAAUGUAAUUGCUCAGCGGGCUGGAGGAAAGGACGGCCAGUGGGCCAUAUUUUUGCCCACCCUUGAGGCAAACUGAGCUGAAGUCUCACGGGCUGACGUCAAUUGAGGCCGAUGCGGUUGUGCGGCUUUUGAGGCAUAUUUUUCCAGAUUUAUUAUUAUUAUUAUUAUUUUUUUAAUUGUGUCAUUUUCCAAAUUGUACGAACUUUACGGUGUUCGACUUUGGAGGUUUCGCUGACCAUGUGGUCUUCAGUGCGCUAGCGCUCAAACUCUUUGCAGCUCACAGAUGGAGCAAUAACUGUCAUUGCUCAUGGAUUUUGGCUUUUUAAAAAAAUUAUAUAUAUUUAACUGUGUUGUUGGACCGUGUGUGUCCGAGUUGAAAAAAAAUAAAAGUAAACGAUUGGGGGGGG